AUGUCAGCCAAACACUUUGUCAACGAUCCAACCCACCUCGUCUCCUCAGCUCUCCAUAGUCUCACCCUCAUCAACCCGUCGCUCGCCCUAGAUCCAGACUUCAAAGUCAUCUAUCGUCGUCCUGAUCCCAAUGCCAAAGCACAAGUGUCCAUUAUCUCAGGAGGUGGCUCCGGCCAUGAGCCUUCAUUCGCCGGCAUGGUCGGCCAAGGCAUGCUCUCCGCAGCUGUAGCUGGAACCAUCUUCGCAUCUCCCUCAGCAGAACAAAUACGCACAGCAAUUACCUCUCGUGUCGAUACGUCAAAAGGCGUCCUGGUCACCGUAAUGAACUAUACCGGUGACGUCCUCAACUUUGGUAUGGCUGUUGAGAAGGCCAAGGCUGCAGGGCUUGAGGUUAAGAUGGUAGUAGUUGGCGACGAUGUUGGUGUUGGUCGUGCAAAAGCCGGAAAAGUCGGUCGUCGUGGAAUUGCAGGUACAGUUCUCGUUCACAAAAUUUCAGGGGCCCUCGCAGCUCUAGGAAAGCCACUGGAUCAAGUUGCCAAAUAUGCACAACUGACAGCAGACAACCUCGUCAGUGUGGGCGCCAGUCUCGAACAUGUGCAUGUUCCUGGUCGAAAGGCCGAUACAGAGGGCAGUCUUGCGGCAGACGAGGCAGAGCUGGGAAUGGGUAUUCACAAUGAACCCGGCUCUGGCCGUGAGAAGGCCGAGCUACCUGAUCUCGUAAGUAAAAUGCUCAAGCAGUUACUCAACACCGCAGACAAGGAUCGAGCUUUUGUGAACGUCGAUUCCAAAGAAGUUGUUCUCAUGAUCAACAACCUGGGAGGAGUCAGCGUUCUUGAGUUGGGCGGCAUCACUGCAGAAGUUGCGAGUCAGCUUGAGUCAAAUUACAGUAUCCGGCCCGUGAGAAUACUCAGUGGAACAUUCAUGACCAGUUUGAACGGUCUCGGCUUCAGCAUCUCCCUUCUUAAUGUGGUCUCGCCUGAUUUCGAAGCUCCAAGCAUGAUUGAAUUGCUUGAUGCUCCCAGUGAGGUGGUUGGAUGGUCCGCACCCGUUCAGGCCAGCACCUGGGAAGCCAAGAAUAACAAUACAAGAACCGGCCGUGCUGGUGCCAUAGGGGAUAUCAAGUCUAGUGGUCUAAAAACAGACCCUAGUACCGCGCAAGCAGUGUUGAAGAAAGGCCUGCAAAAAGUGAUUGAUGCCGAGCCAGAGGUCACCCACUACGAUACUAUCGUCGGAGAUGGUGAUUGUGGAAUUGGGUUGAAACGAGGCGCUGAAGCAAUCCUUAAGCACAUUGAUCAGCAACCUCUUACCGGCGACAUUGUCGUGGAUCUCUCUUCAAUCGUAACGAUCGUGGAAACGGCCAUGGAUGGAACCUCUGGAGCUCUAUAUGCCAUUUUCCUCAACGCCCUGGUUCAUGCUUUUCGUGAGCUGUCACCCGGCACGGCCUCGCCCGAAAUCUGGGCCAAGGCCCUCAAAAUGAGUAGCGAUGCUUUAGCCAAGUACACGCCUGCUCGUCCUGGAGAUAGGACGUUAGUCGACGCCCUUCAUCCUUUCGUGGAAGCUCUUAACCAAACAGGAGAUGUCAAGAAGGCAGCUGACGCAGCACUGGAGGGCGCUAAUAAGACGAAGGGUAUGCAAGCCAGCCUAGGUCGGACGGUCUAUAUCGGAGGUAGUGGCUAUCAGGAGGUUCCCGAUCCUGGAGCCUGGGGGUUGGCCAGCUUCUUCCUGGGCUUGAGCAGCUAG
Messenger RNA from Fusarium subglutinans, 1740 nucleotides. RefSeq names its product dihydroxyacetone kinase. Lineage: Eukaryota; Fungi; Ascomycota; Sordariomycetes; Hypocreales; Nectriaceae. The record is from RefSeq and is a predicted model, not a curated record. Gene Ontology annotation, molecular function: ATP binding; glycerone kinase activity. The coding region runs from base 1 to 1740 and encodes 579 amino acids. Gene Ontology annotation, biological process: glycerol catabolic process. The transcript has 2 exons. Gene Ontology annotation, cellular component: cytosol.